This is a messenger RNA of Teleopsis dalmanni, 2616 nucleotides long. Its product is annotated as zinc finger protein 226-like. Lineage: Eukaryota; Metazoa; Arthropoda; Insecta; Diptera; Diopsidae. Gene Ontology annotation, molecular function: zinc ion binding. The transcript is spliced from 7 exons. Gene Ontology annotation, cellular component: nucleus. The record is from RefSeq and is a predicted model, not a curated record. The coding region runs from base 94 to 1968 and encodes 624 amino acids.
CCGAGUGACAGCGUUUAGUAAUUUUUGGAAGAAUUUUAUUAAUUAAAUAGUACUUAAUAUUAAUGGUAAAAUAAGACAUCUUUUAGAGAAAAAAUGCGUUGCAGAACUUGUGCAAUAAAAUUAAAUGUUGGUGAUUAUUGCUAUGAACUGUUCCCAAAGGCGAACACAGAUGGCUACAACAGCUGGGCCGUUUCUUUUAUCGCUCAAAUGGAGAUGUGGAACAUAAAAGUUUCGCUUACCGAUCACUUCCCAAAACAAGUGUGCGCUGAAUGUUAUAAUUCUUUUGAUUUACUACAAAAAUUUCGUAGCUUAUGUGAAGAGUCAAAUGAUCACUUCAAAGAUUUGGAAAAAGCUUUGUUUGAUAACAUUGAGGAUUACUGUGUAGAGGCUGUGGAAGAAGAAUAUAUAAGUGAGCUGGAUAUAGAACCAGUUAACGAGGAUAACGAAAUAGAGAAGCUUGAAGACUUCAGUGUUUCUGAUUGCGAAGUAGAAACAGAAAUAGUAAAAGAAAUAAACAAUGAUUUAGCAAAUAUUUCCGACGAACUUAAAUCUAAUGAAUUAAAUGAAACAGUUGAUGUGUACAUGGCUACCGACACAUAUGAAAAUGAAAUCACUUUCCUUGAUUAUGAUGAUAUAAAUGAUAAAACUAUAGAACUCAAGGACGGAGAUCUGAAUACUAAUCAAGAUACUAGCAUUCAAGUUUCGCCGAUUGAAGAUGUUGGAAUUGAGUCCAUACUAGAGGAAAGCAACUCCAAUGAAAUCAGUGAAACUAAUGAUGAGGCUAAUUCAGAAGAAAACAUUACUGGUUUUGAUGAAAAAACAAAUUGGGAAGACCACAUUGAAAUACUUCCCAAUAAACGCACCAGGGUGAAGCCAAAUCCUUUAAUAUGCCUCAUGUGCCUUUCCGAUAAAUCUGAAGACUUAUUGUACAACACGAUUGAAGAAAAAAAUAAACAUCAUACGUUAAUGCACGAAAAUAAAAAAAAUCCUUAUAAAUGCUUGUUAUGCGAUAGCAGUUUCUAUAGCCUUGCUGAAGCACAGUCGCAUUUUAAAAAUAAGCAUAGACGUGGAAAAAUAUGCCCCAUUUGUGCGAAGUUCAUAAAAAGAGUUUCUUUGACACAUUUGCAAAGGCAUUUUAAGUCAAGUUAUACAUGCAAUAUUUGUGGCCUUGUCAUGCAAAACAGUUCCAAAGCACAAUUUGAUUACCACAUGAAAUGGCACGAUCCAGACAAACAAUACAAGUGUUCUUAUGAAGGUUGCGAAAAAUCGUUUGUAGCCAUAAACCACUUAAAAACUCACAUAUCAUCACACAAAGGUGUGGGCGAUUUUUUGUGCAGUGAAUGUGGAAAAGAUUUUCUUACAAAAGCAUUCCUAAAGGCACACGAUGCGGAAGUGCACGGCGCAGAAACGCAUAUUAAAUGCAACUACUGUAACCAGACUUUCCAAAAUUACAUUCAAAAGAAACAUCAUCUAAGGCUCAAACACUCUAAUGAGCUGAAAUCAACAUGUGAAAUAUGUAAUAGCACGUUUCCAACGGAGGCUGGACUACACAUUCACAUGCGGCUCUCGCAUAAUAAAACAGAUAGUAGAGUAUCUAAACCACCAAAGGAAGUAAACUGCUCAAAUCGACCAUAUGCAUGUGCAGAAUGUGAUAAGAAUUUUAAGAGUAUUAGUAACUUACGAACCCAUCAAACGAUGAUGCAUGCCUUGAGACAUAAAUGUGAUGUAUGCAGCAAGAAAUUCACACUGAAAACAAGUUUAGUGGCUCAUAUGGAGUGCCACAAAAUUGUUGAAUUUCCAUGCGAUAAAUGUGAUUGCACUUAUACAACCCGGAAGUCGCUUAAAUUACAUAAGCGAUUAAAGCACAAAGAAGUGAUGACUUUGAAAUGUGAUUUUUGUGGUCUGAAAUUUGAAGAAAGGUCUCACCUUUAUGCUCAUAUGCGAAAAGUACAUAUUAACGAAUACUGAAAGGUACAUGGUAUUUUAUGUGCUAAGUGUUCAUUAAUUGCUCUGAAGAAAGCAGUUAUGAAAGCAUAUUGCGUUCCAAAGUUAAAAAUAUUAUAUUAUACAAUUUAUAACUGAAAUUUGUUAUAUAUCAAACAUUUUCAAACAUUUCUAAAACUGAAUUUUUAGACACUACUUAGUUUUCACAAGUCAUAAUUAUAACUAUUAUUAAUUAACUUCGCUACUUAGUAUACAUAUUAUAUAUUAUAAUUGAUAUAGAAACUAUGGAAUACUAAAUCAAAAUACUAUUUUGAAGACAAUUUCCCACAUUGCAUAGACACAAAAUUAAGUAACAAUAGGAAUUCAUCUUUGUUAGAGAAUACUGGAAUUGCAAUACUUAAAAAGAUAGCACUCGCAUUCGAUUACAUGCAUAGUACAUAGUACAAGAAAAGAGGCUGGUAGGCUUCUGGAUUAAACGGGUCUACGCUUCCUAUCUUCUAUAGAGAACCAAGUGUCGCCCAACACUUUCAACAAAUAAAUUCCCUAGGAUUAUGAAUGAAUUUUAUUAAAAGCAAAAAAACCUUAACAAAUAUAACUUAUUUGUUAAGGUUAACGAAAUGUAUAUUUACUUCAUAAAACUUUUAAUUCAUUGUAAAAACUUAAGUAAACGAU